Molecule: messenger RNA, 503 nt
Organism: Arvicola amphibius (Eurasian water vole)
Lineage: Eukaryota; Metazoa; Chordata; Mammalia; Rodentia; Cricetidae
Gene: Smim33
Product: small integral membrane protein 33
Exons: 2
Coding region: 1-399 (132 amino acids)
Source: RefSeq, a predicted model, not a curated record
AUGCACCAGGAUGGCCACUAUCCUCAGCCUUCUCCACCUGUGAAUGGGUCACUGGAACAGGAGCCUCAAAGGCAGCUCCCAGAGAUGCUAGGUGAGGUCUGGGAAGCACCACGAGGGGAUGGGCUGCCCCUUCUCGCUGUCAUCAUCGCUGCCUUUGUCCUCUUGGCGAUCUGCAUUGUGCUGGCAGUUCACUGUGGGCCCGCGCUGCACCAGGGUCAUGCCACUCUCCUCACAGAGCCACCAGCUCUAAAGCCAGACAACGGCGUUUACCUCACCCACUGGCGGCCGCUGGACCUACAGGACAAUCACAGAGAAACCCAGCCGGGACUUCCUAUCCCUCACUCUGGCUCUGACCUAGAUGGACACAGGCCCAGCAUUGAUGAAGUCACAUAUCUGUAGGGGGGUGAUUUGGAGUUGGCCUGACCUGUCUCAGAACAAGAAACUGGACUGAAAAGUGAAUUGGAACCUGGGUGUUGGAGCUACAGACAGGCCUCUGGACUCGG